Messenger RNA from Drosophila serrata, 1609 nucleotides. RefSeq lists its product as uncharacterized. Lineage: Eukaryota; Metazoa; Arthropoda; Insecta; Diptera; Drosophilidae. The record is from RefSeq and is a predicted model, not a curated record.
AGCUCUAGCUGUUGGUUUCUUAAAAUGAACUAUUAUAUUUGGAAAUUGCGUUCGGCAAAAUGACGGAGGCAAAACUUUGCAAGUUGUGCCAAGAGGACCAGGUAGUGGAAAUCAACCUUGAGAAGUAUUCGUACAAAUCUGUCAUCAAUCUGCUGCAAACGCUUUUCGACUGCUACAACAUAGAUGUGUCUGUCUUGGGAGGAAGUUCUUCCACUUGCAAGCGCUGCUUCGAAUGGGUUCUACUAAUAAGCGAACAACUUGAGAAAUGGAGCAAUGCCCAGAACGUGCUGCAGAAUACCGUCUCUCUGCUGGACACAGACGUCACGGUGGUUUCUGUAAAGGAAGAGCCAAAGACUUUAUGGGAUGAAAAUGAUGAUGCAGAGUUUACAGCGGAGGACAGCUUGGAAUUAUUUAUGGACGAAACACCCAAUUCGAACGAAUUACCCGAGGUGGAAGACAAAGAGAUCCGAACAGAAGAUUUGGAAUUCCUCGAGGAGGCAGUACCCCUAACAGAAGAUGUGCAAUACCUAGACUCGGAAGAAACCCAAACCAAGGAGGUUGAAUCAUUAACGGAGGUUCCAUCGACGAAUCACGCUGAUGGUGUGUCCGCAAAAGUUUAUGAGGAACUAUUCGGAAUUGAGCAGAUUCAAGAAAAACCUAAAGACCAUUUGGAUUGGAGGUUGACUCCUCACGAAUUCUUUGCCGUGUGCCUAGGACGAGACGGAUUGGCAUUAGCCGUGUUGUUUAAAGACAAGACUCGACAGAGGAACAUUCAGUUGCUGUGCACUUGCUGCAACCAGGUGUUUGCUACUAUGUCCGACAUACAUAAACACACUUUGGCGGGCCGUACUCGUCCAGAGUAUUGGUGCCGAUGCUGCGGCACAUAUUUCCCGACCAUCAAAGAACUGAAAUUCCACGAAGAAUACGAGAAUCAUCAAAUAGUGAUCAGCAACUUGGUCAUCAGGUGCAUAAAGUGCGCCAAUUUAAGCAAAAAGUUUCUUAACGCAAUCACACAUGAGAACACUGUCCACAAAAAGUCGUCCUACAAUUGCAGGAAGUGCGGCGUGUCCUUCCCAUAUCGCGAAUCCUUAUCAAAACACCAGUGGAAGCACAAGGACCUCGUAUGUCGCUAUCAAAAUUGCCAGCGAACUUUCAAACUGUGGGAAGAGUAUGUAAACCACCUGAACUGUCACAGGGGCCGUAUUUGCCGGUGUCCCGUCACAGGUUGUACCAGCAUCAUGGUGGCGGGGAUCACGUAAAGCACUUGAGAACGCAUAGCAAAAAACAAGUAAUAUUCUAUGAUGAAGACUAUGCUGGUUCACCUCACAGUCAGCCGUUUAUCAUAAACACACCUGCUAGCAAACGAAAGGCAUAGAUGUUGGAAUUAAUUUGAGGCUUUACAAAUAAAGGUAAUAUUAAUUUCGGCUUCUAUCCUGCUAAUAUAAUAAUACGAAUUUUGUGUAUUAUUCUUAUAAGUCUAUUAAUAGGUUAAAUAUAAGUUCUCAUAAAAAAAAAGGAAAGUAAGCUUACUUUGAGAAUCCGGAGUUUGUAUUCCCUUGCAGUUCAGCAAUUAAACCAAGGGGCCAAAUAUAAAAUUUAAUUUCGAAAA